CUCCACACUACACACUACCACCACAACCACAACCACCACAACCACCACCGCACCGCACCACAACCACAACCACACACAAACGCUCAGUCCGGGCACCUCUCAACCCCCAACCCCCCACAAACCCCCACACACACACACACACACUCAGCCCCGCAACAUGUCGUCGGCCUCCUCGUCUUCCUCGCCCUCCUCCUCCUCGCCCUCCUCCUCAUCCUCGCGGUUCUUCUCCAACAUCGUGCUGCAAACCGACGGAGAUGUUCCUGUCAGAGGAAAGGCAACGCCCACGCCGACUACGGCUGCCAUGCUGCCGCCGUCGCUCUCGUACUCUUCCGACUACGAAGAGGACCACGCCAGGUCGUUCGGUCUCUCGUCGUCGUCGUCGCUCGACUCGGAGCCAUCGUCCACCCACGACUCAGUCUUUGGGCCUGCAGAGGCGGCAGGGCUCAAGAGCUCGGCACUACCCAAGGGGUUUGACGACUUGCGAUCUGUUCAUCGCGCCGGAGGACCGUCAAAGCGGUCGUCGGCUAAUUCCCGCGCUGCGCUUGCCUUUCUGGCUGGCAUCACGCCCGAGUUCUUCGACUCGCAGUGGGCCGUCGCCGCAGCCGAGAAGACUGUCCUGGCGCUGCGCUCGUUUGCAAGGACCGGCGCCGAGCGGCUAGAUCUCUCCUUUGUUGGGCUCGGGCUCGUCCCGCUCGAGCUUGUCACGCUCCUCGCCAAUGUUCCGAGCCUGGAACGGCUCAUUCUGCAUGGCAACGAGAUUCGGUCCCUCCCGGCGUGCGUUCAAGAGCUCUCGAGUCUCACCCACCUCGACCUCUCGCGCAACAUGCUGGAAGAGCUGCAUCCGGCGGUCGGCCGACUUGACCACCUCCGGAUUCUCGACCUGCGGUGGAACAAGCUUGAGACGCUUCCGUCGCAAGUCGGGAGACUGACCACACUCCGCCAGCUCCUCCUCGCCUCCAACUCGCUGGUCCAUCUUCCGUCGUCGCUCGAGGGUCUAACCAAUCUCGAGGUCCUCGACCUGUAUCACAACCACUUGCCGCAGCUGGCGCCGGCCGGCUCGCUCGCCAAGCUCACCUCGCUGGAUGUGUCGCGCAACGCGCUCUCGUUGCCAGCUCGCUCGUUGGAGGCAUUGAGUCAGCUCACCGAGCUCUCGCUGCAUUCCAACGGGCUGCGGCGGCUGUCCAAGGCCGUCGGCUCGCUAUCGUCACUCACCUCGCUCGUCUUGUACGGCAACAAGCUGACCCACUUGCCCGAGAGCCUUUGCUCGCUCGCUGCGCUCACCCACCUCAACGUCCGCAACAACCGGCUUGUGUACCUGCCGGCGGCACUCGGCGCAUGCACCUCGCUUGUCCACCUCAACGUGCGCUCUAACAGCCUCGUCGCGCUCCCGUCGUCGAUCGGGCGGUGCGGCAAGCUCGAACUUCUUAAUGCCGCCGAUAAUGCGCUGGUCCAGCUCACGCCUGCGCUGGGCAAGUGCUCCUCGCUCGAGGUCAUCAACGUGGCCCACAACAAGCUCACCACGCUCCCGACCUCGCUCAAGGACCUCCCGCACCUGAUCAAGCUCGACGCGGCCCACAAUCCGCUGCACUCGCUCCCGGCCAACGCGCUCGGCUACAUCUCGUUCCACAAUCUCUCGCCGUGGCGGCUGGCACGGACGCUCCUGCUUCCGCUCUGGCUCAUGGGCUCAGAGCACAUGGGACUCGGCUCGGCACUUGCCGUCCACGCCGCCACCACGCUCCUCCCGCUGCUAUGGCUUGCGCUUCUCGUCGGCUCGGCGUCGCACCUGUUUGGCGAUGCGUCUGCUGACGACGGCGCCGAUUCCGCCGCUGUCUGGGGUCUCUCGGUCAUUCUUGCCAUCUACAUUGUCGGGCUGGGUCUUGUUGUGGCAGGCUAUGAAGCUGUUGUCGGGACGGCGUCGACCAUGUGGCCUGCGCCGUUUACGGUGAGGCUCUCCAAGGCCAACGUGGCCAUGGCAGCUGUAGCUGUCAUCCAGGCACUGCAGCUGGUGGUUCUCUGCGUCCGGACCGAUCUCGGGUGGCCCGCCUCGCUCUCGCAAGUGGCCCAAGUCCUUGUGCUCUCGUUCGAGGACCUCGUCCCGUACCCGGCGUACCUCUCGUUUGCGCUCGCUUGCGUGUGGGCGUUUAGCUACCGACUCUUGGUCGAGGUUGGCCUCUUUACCUUCCGUGGGCGGUUUGCCGAUUCCAUUGCGGGCCUGCUUGCGCUUGUGGAUCCUCUGCUUUUCCUCCCGACCAUCCGCAACCUCAUCUCGCCGCUUGUGUGCUCGUACUGGUCAGACCGGGCGCCGACGCUGGCGGCCGACGUCGACGUGCAGUGCUGGAGUGGAAGCCAUCUGGGCGCAGCAGGUGUUGCGCUUGUCGGCCUCGCCGUCUACUACCCUGCGGCAGUGUUUGGCGCCGGGCCGUGGCUGGCGCGUGUGGCAGCCGACAUCGACGUCCGACGCGAGCCCAAACCCAACUCAUGGCUCCGCCAGCUGGUGUUCUUCGCCGCGGUCGGAACCGCAUUCUUCGAGCCGGGCAAACAGCCCGCUGUGUACCUGGCCGCUGUGGCCACGGCAGCUGCGGGUGCGGUGCUUGUGGUCGGCCGCACCCGGCCGUACGGCUUGUACCUGUGGAAGCUCAACAUUCUGGAGAUGGCCGCGUAUGCCAUUGUCUUUGUGGCGGCCAUGCUCACAAUCUGGGUCAAGGUUGACGACAUCACUUCGCCGUGGAUGGUCUUUACUGUCCUCUGCGUCGUUGCCGCCCUCAUUGCCGCUGCGGCUGUGGGUAUCAUUGGCGUCUACGACGCACUCGACGUGUACAUUGACUCGGACGAGCUCUCGUUUGGCGAUCACGGCGAGUUUGGAUCGCUCUCGGGUGGGGGCGAUGACUCGUCGGCGUUUGAGGCCCACAUGCUGCCGGCAACAGACGCGCUGAUUACUCAGAUGCAAGGCGAGGGCCUCGGCUCGGACUUUGACUACGACGAGUACGCCGCCGAUGCUGGUCACGGAUACGAGUUUGAUGGCGCCCGCCUGGUGUACAAGCACAGCAAGGUUGAUCCCGACGACGAGCUCAAGCUUGCGCGCAAUCCCAUGUACACAACCAUGGCGUGGGGCGCACGCAAGACAUGAUGCUACGCCACCACCAGCUAGAACGGUAGCGCUUGGAUUGGGUGUGGCUGCCGGCUUCGCAGCUGGAGCUGCGCGUCGUGGUAGACAGUGGCGCGCGAGAGAGUAAACCACGUUGACGACCUA
This is a messenger RNA of Thecamonas trahens ATCC 50062, 3250 nucleotides long. RefSeq names its product leucine-rich repeat containing protein. The record is from RefSeq and is a predicted model, not a curated record. Gene Ontology annotation, molecular function: protein binding. NCBI's taxonomy places the organism in Eukaryota, Apusomonadida, Apusomonadidae. The transcript has a single exon. The coding region runs from base 158 to 3127 and encodes 989 amino acids.